GUUUGUGCAUGGUUCUUUACUUCCAACACUUGUAUAAUUUCCGAUCUGAAUAUCUUUGUCGUUCGAUAAUCAUAAUAUUGCUAAUUGCAUGCAUAUUCCGACUCCCGAGACCGGAUUUUCGUCUUCUCAGAUUAAUUGAUGGAUCAAAAUCAAGUUUGUGAGUUGCUACAGCAAGCAAUUUUAGACUUUUGUCAACAGAAUUUGUCUUCAUGGUCCAGUGAUAUAGAAGUAGAUGGCAUUAUUUGUAUAUCUCCCAAGAAUUCUACAGAUCAUCAUGUUGUCAAAAUACAUGAAAGGUUACAGAAGGUGUUUUCAGACCAAGGAAGGAAAACAAAUCUCCAACAACAGGACCUGAUAGCUGGAAAUGCUAAUUCCAUAGGAAUGGAUGUAUGCUUUGAACAAGCUAGUGAGGAUGCAUCUCACAUGGACAUUAAAAGCAAAACUACAGCAUCUGAAAAAUCCCGAGAUGUCACCUCUGGUGUCACUCAAGUGUUGAAUGGGGAUGUUGCAAUUGUUAAUUUAGAAAAUUCUGUUGUAGAGGAAAACAUUUAUUUACACUCCUACAACAAAGAUUCCAAUGGAAUUGCUUCACAUUUUGACAGCCAUUCAAAGAACAGAAGAAAGCAGUCCAGAAAGUCACCACCAUCUCAAAUACUUUCCAAAUCAUAUAACAAUAAAAGGAAUUCUGAUUUAGAAAGUGAUUAUUUACCAAGCAUACCAGAUAUGUUUCAAAUGGGAAGUCAACGCAAUGAAGAUAUAAACCAGGAUUGGAAUAUCACAAAAAACACAACUACAGAGUUUGUAGACGAAUCUCCGGUGAUAAAAAAAGAAACAGCAGAAUCCAUGAAAUGUGACAGCCAUGGCGACCAUUCUGACCCGACUGAUAUCAUGCAUGACAAUGCUAGACCUAUUUUACCUUUAAGCAUUGUUCAAACUACAAACUCUUACGGAUUUUCUCCUGUCAUCUUGAGAGAACUUGAGCACAGUUGUAAAUUCUGUGGAAAGCAGUUUUCAUUCAAAUGCACCAAAGUCAGACAUGAACGCAAUAGUUGUGGAAAAAAUGUUCAGACAUUGUAUACAUGUGAGAUGUGUGAGAAAGUGUUCUCUCGGUCAGACAGUCGAGUGCGUCACAUGAUUAAAGCUCAUGGAAUGACUCCAGUGAACACAGUCACUCGAAGAAAUAAAAUAACCUGAAAUUCAGGAACAAUGAUAUUAAAUCUUGGUGACAAUUAAAUGUCUCGUUUUACUGUUGUACCAUAAUUACACACAAAGUGUUGGGGUAUAGGAAAUAUGUCAUAAAUUUAGAAUCAU
Ostrea edulis (European flat oyster) is the source of this 1311-nucleotide messenger RNA. RefSeq lists its product as uncharacterized. The transcript has 2 exons. The coding region runs from base 139 to 1194 and encodes 351 amino acids. NCBI's taxonomy places the organism in Eukaryota, Metazoa, Mollusca, Bivalvia, Ostreida, Ostreidae. The record is from RefSeq and is a predicted model, not a curated record.